Molecule: messenger RNA, 1973 nt
Organism: Achroia grisella
Lineage: Eukaryota; Metazoa; Arthropoda; Insecta; Lepidoptera; Pyralidae
Gene: Ndfip
Product: NEDD4 family-interacting protein 1-like
Exons: 6
Coding region: 214-876 (220 amino acids)
Biological process (GO): ubiquitin-dependent protein catabolic process; positive regulation of protein ubiquitination; metal ion transport
Cellular component (GO): Golgi apparatus; endoplasmic reticulum; perinuclear region of cytoplasm
Molecular function (GO): WW domain binding
Source: RefSeq, a predicted model, not a curated record
AAUAACUUACUCUAUGUUUUAUAUAUUGUCUCUUUCGCUUAUUGCUUAGUUUCAUUAUUUCUUUCUUGUAUAAAACAAAUACUAGUGAAAAUUGAAGUGUAAAUAAAUAGCUAUUGAUUUUUUAAUAGUUACAGAAUACUAGAAUUUGCACAAUUUUUAAGUAUAAACGUGAUUUAAAUUUGUUGUGCCCAUUGCAUUUGCUGCAGUACAGUCAUGAAUCGUCCUCGGGGUGAUAAUAUUUGUCCAUCGCCACACCUGAGAGUGGUAUUACCCAAUUCAAUAGACACCAAUAUGCCUCCACCUUUUAUUGACAUUAAUAACUUACAAGAUAUACCACCACCCCAGGCUGAUUUCUCUGCGCCACCACCUUAUGAUGUGGCAACCAAUUCUAAAUUGCCCACCUAUGAAGAGGUGCAACGUGAGAAACAAAUGGAGGGUGAUGGCCCACCACAGUUACAGGGACCUCCACCCCACCACCCGACAUUUGCUUUUGUGACAGUGGAGCCUACAGAAGGGAGUGCUGAACAGUUAGAUCCCGAGAACAGUCUUCUCGGCACAGACAUUAUGUUUUUGACUUCAUUCUUUGUGGCAUUCCUGUUCAAUUGGAUCGGCUUCCUGCUGCUGAUGUGUUUCUGCCACACGGUCGCAAGCCGAUAUGGGGCACUGGCCGGCUUUGGUCUGUCGCUCGCCAAAUGGACACUCAUCGUCAAACAUUCCACCGAGCUUGCAUCACAUGAGAACUCCUGGCUGUGGUGGCUCAUUAUGGCGUUUGGGAUUUUAAUUUGCAUCCGUGCCAUCAUCCAAUACUUAAACAUCAAGCGAGGCUGGCGGCUUCUCUCCGGCACUGCUCAAGAACGACUAUUGUUCUUCUACUAAUUAACACAGCUUUUUAUCUCACUCUUAUGAAACAUUAUCAUGUGUGGGUAUAUAAGAAGGGAAUGUAUCUAUGUCAGUUGGUUCGUCUAGAUGUGUUAGCUUAAGGAGGAUGUUUAAGAUAUAUCGCUCACUACGCAACCAUUCCCAUGGUUAUGCACUAUUAUGGUCGUAAAUUGCAACCGCAGAAAUUUUGUCAGAUAUUUCACCACAGCCCCAAUUCUAGGUAUGAAUCGUUACGGCCUAGUGGUGUUAUCUCCGUUGGAAGAUCGAAUUUGGUUGACACAAAAAUUGUAUUAGUAUUUCUUACUAUCUCCUGUAAAGGAAAAUAUCUAAUGAAUAAGAUUAUUACAAUAGACGGAUGUAGAUUUAUCCCAAGCCAUCUUACCCGUUGGCACAUACCUAAAGUGUUGUCAACAUUACGACGUCGAAAGUUAACGUGUUUGCAAAGAAGUAAGUACCUAUAUAGUUUCCACGAUCGCAUUUUCUACUGAUUGUGGUAUUGUAAUACGCGUAGUCCUAAAUACUUAAUUCAUUCUUACUAGAUGUUUCACAUUGUAGGCCGAUUUAUAAUUGUAUUCAUAUUAAAAUGGUCUCUAUUGUAAAUAACGUGGAUGAUAUUUAUUUUAAAUAACGUCCAUGGUCUAUACUAGUCUUAAGUUUUGUAUAGUAAUAUAUAAUAUAGUAUUUUAAAAUAUAAAAUCAAUUGAUUUAAUUACUUAAUGAUUUACAAUAACGUUUAUAAUCGCUUACUUAAUCCGAAACUUAAGUAAUGUUAGUAGCAACCAGUCACAGCUUCUAUAUAGGGCCGUCUUAAAGUUCAUCGCCAAACGAUAUGUUGCGGAUUAUAGAAAGCUGUUUAAGACGUAUGCCAAUACUACUAAGGCUGUAUUCAUAAAAACAGAAAUAAACUUUUUACUAUUGUAACAUUUCGUCAAUCUUUAACAUGGAAAAAUAAACCCCGAGAGAUAAGGCCAAAACAGCAGAGCUACUUUGGAAUCAUUUAUCUUAAUAUUAAUAACAAUCAACCAAUAUACAAUUUUGAAAAACUAUUUUGAAACAUCAUCACAUCUAAACUGAAUAAAUCUGUAACAAUGUCA